AUGGAACACACAUUUGAGGAGAAUAUUCUUGGAUUUGAACACAAAGAAGUUAUAUUGGGCAUUGAUGAGGCUGGAAGAGGCCCUGUAUUGGGGCCUAUGGUAUAUGCAUGCCUAUUUUACCCUAAAGAGAAUGAGGAUUUGUUAAAAAAAAUUAAUGUUGAUGAUUCCAAAAGACUAUCAUCUCAAAACAGGGAUAAAAUUUAUGAUAAAAUAAAAAACUUGAAAGAUAAAUUUGGUUGGAGAAUUCAUAUAAUGUCACCAGAAUAUUUAAGUUGUGAAAUGCAUAGGAAAAAAAAAAACAAUUUGAAUGAGAUAUCUCAUUUGGCAGCCAUUAGUAAGUUUAUACAAAUUAAUUAUUAUAUCUUCAUGCUGUUAGAUUUAAUAAAGUACGUAAUUAAUAAUAAAGUUAAUGUCAAGGAAAUCUACAUUGAUACAGUUGGACCACCCGAUUCCUAUAGAAAUAAAUUGAUUAAUAUUUUUCCGGGUAUUAAUAUUACUGUAAAGCCAAAGGCCGAUUCACUAUUUCCUUCUGUAAGUGGUGCAUCUAUUUUGGCAAAGGUUAAAAGAGACGAUAUCCUUUCGAAUUGGUGGGGGCAAACGUCUAUUGAAUGUUGCGAUUUUAAUGGUAAUAAAAUUAGUAAUUAUGAACAGGGCAGUGGAUAUCCAGGCGAUCCAAAAACAAGGGAAUUCCUCAGGCGUAUCUUCGAUCCCAUAUUUGGAUUCCCAAAUAUUGUCCGCUUUUCUUGGUCAACAGCAAGUGAAAUAAUAGAAAAAAGUGGGUAUUCAGUUACAUGGGGGGAGAAUGAAUUAAAUAAUAGCCAGCAGAAAAUAGAGUUUAAUAGGCCUCAAAAAAAUUGUAAGUUGUUUAUUUUCUGA
Molecule: messenger RNA, 876 nt
Organism: Cryptosporidium ubiquitum
Lineage: Eukaryota; Apicomplexa; Conoidasida; Eucoccidiorida; Cryptosporidiidae
Product: ribonuclease HI large subunit
Exons: 3
Coding region: 1-876 (291 amino acids)
Biological process (GO): DNA replication, removal of RNA primer; mismatch repair
Cellular component (GO): ribonuclease H2 complex
Molecular function (GO): RNA-DNA hybrid ribonuclease activity; RNA binding
Source: RefSeq, a predicted model, not a curated record